AAAUCUUCUUCUCCGCCAUUAGCAAACUCAACUCUUUCUUCUUCGGCUGGAUGGAUAUAUGAAAAGCAACGGAAGAACUCGUGGGACGAUUUGAUACUAAUUGAAUUAAGCAGAGUAUUCCCAAUGCAAAGAACCAUCUCACUUGCGGCUGCUAAGUCUUCUUCUUCGACUUCAGCUCUCUCUCUUCGUCCUCUCAUGGCUAAGUUGCAGUGCAGGGCAAUUCAGAAUUUCCCAGCCUCAUCUUCCUCUUCAGUAGUUCGAGUGGAUAAAGUCUAUAGAAAUGUAUGCCAGCUUCACUUCAAAAGGGAAAAUGCAACUUCUUUUAAGUUAGGUUGCGCACUUCCUUCGCGUCUUAGGAUUCUCGGUUCUGUUAGCUAUGCAGUACACUGGAGCAGUUCGAGUUUAAGUUCCUUCGGAAAUAGUCUCAGACCCUUUCCGGGGAGAUGUUUUUCUCAAGUCCCUAAUACUGGAAAUAAGGAUAAGAUUGUUGGUGGUGAUGGAAAGGAGAAGAAGUUUCAUAAGAAGUGGAGGAAGCAUAAAGUUUUGGCGUCCUCAAAAGUUGAAGUGGUCGCUUCUACUGAACCAGUUAUCGGAGAUGUUAGCAGCGGCAGCAAGGUGGACCUAUCAACUGCAGCUUCACCUGUUGGCAAUGGUAAGCAACCCUCUACCGUCAAACCAAAACGGCGCCCAAAGAGCAAGAAAGUCGAAGAUAAAUCCUCCUCGACGGCAUCGGUUUUGGAGGAGGUCUCUGUAGAAGAGAGUUUGAAAACCGAUCGCAAGACUAAACAUUCUGGUUCUGGAAAUCGAAAGCCUUCAUCUGCUAAGAAGGAGGUUGCAAAAAAUCCCACUGUGGAGGUGCCCAAAAGUUCUGCUCCAUCAAAUUCCAAGGUGGAACUAUCAACUGAAGCUUCACCUGCUAGUAAUGGCAAGCCAGCCUCUACUGCCAGAACAAAACGGCGACCAAAGAGCAAGAAAGUCGAUGAUAAAUCUUCUUCAGCGGUACCAGUUUUGGAGUCGGUCCUUGUAGAAGAGAGUCCAAAAAGCGUUCCCAAGACAAAACAUUCUGGUUCUCGAAAUCGGAAGUCUUCAUCUGCUAAGUACCGUUCUCAGAAGGAGGUGGCAGAAAAUCCCAUUGUCGAGGGUCCCUCAAGUGCUGCUUCACCGAACUCCAAGUUGGAACAACAGCAAUGGAAGUCAGCAAAAGCACCAAAACAGAAGCAGGUUCCUCAAGCUCAACAUAUGAAAAACAGCAUAGAGCAUCGAGGUCAAAAUGCUUCUAAACCGCUUUAUCCGCCAAGUGGAAAAUCUGUUAUUGUCGUUGAGUCACUCACAAAGGCGAAGGUUAUUCAGGGUUAUCUUGGUGACAUGUAUGAGGUUUUGCCAAGUUAUGGUCAUAUCAGGGACCUGGCCUCAAGGUCUGGUUCAGUGAGGCCGGAUGACGAUUUUAGCAUGGUUUGGGAGGUUCCAUCUUCCGCCUGGACUCAUAUUAAGAGCAUAAAGGUGGCAUUAAAUGGAGCUGAAAAUCUGAUUCUUGCAUCGGAUCCAGAUCGUGAAGGAGAGGCAAUUGCCUGGCACAUCAUUGAGAUGUUGCAGCAGCAGGGUGCCUUACAUGAAAGCAUGACAGUAGCACGGGUUGUUUUCCACGAGAUAACUGAGUCAGCAAUAAAAACUGCACUUCAGUCCCCACGAGAAAUUGACGGUGACUUGGUACACGCAUACCUCGCACGGCGUGCUCUUGAUUAUCUGAUCGGAUUCAAUAUUUCGCCACUACUUUGGAGGAAACUUCCGGGUUGCCCGUCAGCUGGGCGGGUCCAGUCUGCUGCUUUGGGUCUUAUAUGUGAUAGAGAAAGUGAAAUUGACGGGUUUAAGCCUCAGGAGUACUGGACUGUAGGAAUCAAAGUGAAAGGGAAAGAUAACUCAGCCACUUUCUCAGCUCACUUGACCAGUUUAAAUUCGAAAAAGUUAAAUCAGCUUUCUAUCAGCUCCGAAGCAGAGGCACAGGACAUUGAGCAGAGGAUCAGAUCAGAAGGCUUUCUAGUGAAAGGCACCAAAAAAAGCACUACACGGAAAAAUCCACCUACUCCAUAUAUAACAUCAACCCUCCAGCAGGAUGCUGCUAACAAAUUGCAUUUUUCAACAGCAUAUACUAUGAAGCUUGCUCAAAAACUAUAUGAGGGUGUUAGACUGUCCGAUGGUAAUUCAGCUGGUCUUAUAACAUACAUGCGGACAGAUGGUUUACAUAUAGCUGAUGAAGCUAUCAAAGAUAUACAGUCAUUGGUGGAAGAAAGGUAUGGGAAGAAUUUUACAUCAGGUAGUCCUCGUAAGUAUUUUAAAAAGGUUAAGAACGCUCAGGAGGCCCAUGAAGCUAUUAGACCUACCGAUAUACGUAGAUUACCGUCAACGAUUGCUAGCCUGCUUGAUGCGGAUUCUCUAAAAUUAUAUACCUUAAUAUGGUCACGAGCUGUGGCAUGUCAGAUGGAGCCUGCUUCUAUUGCCCAGAUACAACUUGAUAUCGGAAAUGCCUCUGAAACCAUUAUCUUCAGAUCAUCAUGCUCAAAAAUCGAUUUCCUUGGAUACCAGGCAGUUUACGAGGAUCCUGAAGCGAAGGCAAUCAAAAACAAAGACGAUGAUAAGAGUAUUGAGCGGGGGGAAACUUUUGAAACUCUCAGUUUGUUGAAGGAUGGGGAUCUGCUACGUAUUGGUGAAGUGGAGCCCAAGCAACACCAUACUCAGCACCCACCACGCUAUUCCGAAGGGUCACUGAUUAAAAAGCUCGAGGAGCUCGGGAUAGGUAGACCCUCGACAUAUGCAUCUAUAUUUAAAGUCUUACAGGACAGAAAGUACGUAACAGUAAAGAGCCGAGUACUGUAUCCUGAAUUCCGUGGGAGGAUGGUUUCAGCUUUUCUUACCAACUACUUCACUGAGGUCACAGACUAUAGUUUUACUGCUGAUAUGGAGACUGAGCUUGACAAUGUUUCUGGUGGUGUAACUGAAUGGAAAGGCCUUCUAAGAGACUACUGGACACGAUUCAGCGCGUAUUGUAAACGUGUUGAAAAUGUCCAAAUACAACAGGUGGAGAAAAUGUUGGAAAAAAAAUAUGAUGACUUUUUGUUUUCUUCCCUUCCCGACCCCACUAGGACUUGCCCGAGUUGUUCGGAAGGCACCUUAAUUUUCAAAGUAAGUAAGUUCGGUACGGGGUAUUUCAUCGGUUGUGAUCACUUCCCUUCAUGCAAGUUCAUUGCUAAAACGCUUUAUGGAGAGGAUGAAGAUGAAGAUGAGCCUCCGAAGAAUACCUGCGUCGAAGAGCCCAAAUUGUUGGGUGUUCAUCCCAAUACCAGUGAGAAGUGCGGCCCCUAUGGGCAUUAUGUACAGCUUGGCGAGGACAAAAAAGGGCACAUACCAAAACGAGCAAACGCGGCCCAUAUAAAGGAUGUGAACUCUAUUACUCUUGAAAGUGCUCUCGAAUUGUUACGAUAUCCUCUGACAGUGGGAACCCACCCUGAAGAUGGGCAGCCUGUUGUCUUGAAACUUAGUAAAUCUGGAUUUACUGUUCGACAUCGCCGCACUAUGGCUACUGUUCCAAAGAAUCUGGAGCCAGGUGAGGUAACUUUAGAGAAAGCAAUGAAGCUCUUGUCUAGCAAAGAUGCGAGACAAAGUGGCAGACCUAAAAGGAUCAAGCCACCUGUAGAUGAGGAAGAGGAAGGAGAUGAAGAAGUUGCGGAGGCGAUGUAA
Molecule: messenger RNA, 3732 nt
Organism: Thlaspi arvense
Lineage: Eukaryota; Viridiplantae; Streptophyta; Magnoliopsida; Brassicales; Brassicaceae
Source: the annotation of a GenBank genome assembly